Messenger RNA from Anguilla anguilla (European eel), 2200 nucleotides. It is a transcript of the gene pabpn1l, whose product is annotated as PABPN1 like, cytoplasmic. The transcript is spliced from 6 exons. NCBI's taxonomy places the organism in Eukaryota, Metazoa, Chordata, Actinopteri, Anguilliformes, Anguillidae. The coding region runs from base 395 to 1159 and encodes 254 amino acids. The record is from RefSeq and is a predicted model, not a curated record. Gene Ontology annotation, molecular function: RNA binding.
GUCAUUAGCUUGACUGGCAGGUCUCUUCCCUCCCCCGCCCUCAUUGGAAGUAAAUUUGAUUCCAGCGGGCAGAUAAAAAAAAUUCCCCAAAUACAAAUCCUGUGUUUACUGGUAGAUAUAGACUGGCACAUUGCUGCGUAUAUUCGCACAGGAGAGGCGUAUUCCUUUCGGAAUACCCCCAUUGCAUUGGCGCAUCUUGCGGUGUAACGCGCUGUAUCGAGGAUCGAUUAGUGAAAGGGGUACGGGUGAAAGCGGGGGCUGUAGCAGGCAUGGUUUUGGAGCCUGCUGAGUUCUGACAUGGCGGAACAGAGACACGAUACACUGGGGCUUCUAGACGGGGAGUACGCGAGAGAUCAUAGCAUUGAGGACCGUGUAAGUGUGAGACGCGCCUGUAAUGAGAACGGCUGCAAUCGAUUUACAUCAGAGGGUUUUUGCUUACCGUGAGGUCUUGUGCAUCUGUUACCCCCUUGCUGACGCUGUUUCCCAGGAGCUAGAGGCCAUCAAAGCCCGGGUGCUGGAGAUGGAAGAGGAGGCCGAGAAACUGAGGGAGGUGCAGUACGACUCGGAGCAGCAGCUCAUCUGUAGCCCCCAGGCGGGGCUGUUCUACACAAUGACACAUGAGGAGAGAAUAGAUGCUGACAACAGAUCCGUCUAUGUGGGCAAUGUGGACUACGGAGCAACUGCUGACGAGCUAGAAAUCCACUUCAAUGGCUGCGGCCCUGUGAACCGCGUGACGAUCCUGUGUGACAAGUUCACUGGCCAUCCGAAAGGUUUUGCGUAUAUUGAGUUUUCGGACAGAGACUCUGUGAGGACAGCAAUGACACUUGACGAGACACUCUUCAGGGGCAGAGUCAUUAAGGUGCUGCCCAAGAGGACGAACAUGCCAGGCAUCAGCACCACCGAUAGGGGGAGCCACCGAGGGGGUCGAUCCCGGGGGCGGGGCUUCCGCGCGUCCAGGUUCAACGGCUUCCGGGGCAGGUACCGCUGCCGAUCGACCAGGUCGGCCCUUCCGCGCCCCUACGCCCCCCUGCCGGGAAAGAGACCCUGGGGGGCCACAGAGCACCGAGACCAGGGCGCCAAAAGGCACUCCUGCCUCCUGCUCAUAACCCCGCCCACUGACGACUCCGGGCCCGGUCCCAGCCGAAAUCAGCACCCGUAGCACCGUCCGACCGCCACCCCCCUCUCCCCAACCUCAGAGAUGAGGAGUUUUGGAUGUGUAAGUGUUUUAUUUGUACGUUGAAAAUAAAGGUGUGAGCUCGAAAACAGCCAACUGCUUUUGUAACACAUCGUCCGUUCAGUCAGAGACUUUGUAGACCACGGCUUGAAAGCAAUGUCUGGAUUUGAGGAGCUGAAGAUUGUUUACUGUAUAUUGUUCAUGGAGACAUUGCUCAAAUGUAAACAAGGGGCCAGUAAGCAUGCAGGUGUGGUGGUUACAGUUUAAACUACAUCUCCUGCAUCACAGAUUAAAAAUGUAUCUUGGACUUCUUGAAGCCUUGUGCCUAUCUGUAUAACAUGACUUGUCAAAUUUACCCGCACUGACUACGAAGAUGUCUGCUUUUGAUAAGUGAUAACGAAUCAGGCAAUUGCCUUGUGACAUUAUUGCAACAUUCUUUUUGUUUUUUUUUUUUGUGGGAAACUAAAAUCCAUCCUCCCGAAAUGUAAUUUUUCAACCCCUUAUUUUUAGGGAGGGUGGAAGUGUUCAAUAUUUGUUCUGCCAUAACUAAAACUUAAUAAAUUGUGGGUGUGAAAGUAACAUAACUAAGAUGUUUUUAAUGUGUGCCACAAUCUCCCAAGUCCUUGUGCGUAUCUGUACACACAGCGUUGCACUAUUGAGGGGAAAAAAAGAAGCAAGUUUAGUAAAAAUGUAUUUCUCAAUGGACUUUCUGUGUUCAAGUUUCACAUAUAUUAGGAAAAUUGGUGUGUACACUGUAGUCCUAUAAUGGAGAUUAAACAAGAAGUCAUGAAUGCAGGAAGGCCAUUUACACUGAAGGCCUGUUUUAUGUUUAGUCUGCCCAUUUCUUUUUAGAGACCUCUGCAUCUGGAGGCAGCAAGGAUAAUGGUGCCUUGCUGUUCAAGUGAUCAGUAUUUCAGUUGUUUUGUAAUUGGGCAACUUUGUGGAAAGUGAUGUGUUCUGUGUUCAUAUCACUGUACAUAUUUCAUACAAACUUUCUUUACUGGAAGACAAAUAAAAAAUGUAAAA